AUGGCCGGUGUACUUUUAAAAGCGAAUAAUUUAGAGGAUUUUCGGAAUUAUUUCCGCAAACGUUUAAGUCGAAACCAAGUAAGUCGAAGUAAUACGAAUGGAGCCGAAAUCUCCACAAAUCCGCGAAACAAAUCACCAAGACAGAAUGGAGAACAGUCUCAAUGUGAUAGACUAGGAAUCUUAACUGAUAAGCCAAAAUACAAACAAUAUGGGACUCUUGAAUCUCGAAUUGGAUCAUUUGUAAAUUGGCCUGAGAAUAAAACACAGGCUAAAAACGAACUAGCGGCAGCUGGUUUCGCUUAUACGGGCGUCGAUGACUCUGUAAGGUGUUUUUAUUGCGGUAUUGGUCUAAAAGACUGGCCAGAACGUGCUUGUCCCUGGGAACAACAUGUUCUGGCGAGUCCCGCUUGUGGUCAUGUAAUUCAAUGUAAAGGUAAAGGAUAUAUGAGAAGAAUUCUAAGAGAACAAAGUCAAGAUUCCGAUGAAGAAGUUGACGAUUCAGCUGAUGUUGUGGACAUUGUGCAGUUAGCUAUCGUAAGGAACGAGGAGGCUGUCGUUGCUGCAAGGGAAUAUUGUACGGAUGAUGAUAUCAUAAAAAGAGCAAUUAAAUCAUUGGUACGGAAGGACAUACACAAAAAGUUUUCAGCAGUUGAACUCGUGAAAACCGCGCAAGAAAUUAAAGAAAGCAAUUUAAAGAUAAAUCAAACCGAACAACUUCACGGCGAUGAAGAACAAGACGGUACUAAAACAGAUGAAGAUUCUUCAGAAUCAGAAGAGGAUAUUGAAGAAACUAACAGAAAGUUGAAAGAUCCAGUAACUUGCAAGCUAAAAUGGGAAAAAUGCUUCUUGUAUACACGACUGGGAUUUCCGUUGAUUUCACCAGUGCUAGAAAACUUCAUCAUAUGA
Mercenaria mercenaria is the source of this 906-nucleotide messenger RNA. Its product is annotated as E3 ubiquitin-protein ligase XIAP-like. Gene Ontology annotation, molecular function: cysteine-type endopeptidase inhibitor activity involved in apoptotic process; ubiquitin protein ligase activity. The coding region runs from base 1 to 906 and encodes 301 amino acids. The record is from RefSeq and is a predicted model, not a curated record. The transcript is spliced from 2 exons. Gene Ontology annotation, biological process: negative regulation of apoptotic process; positive regulation of protein ubiquitination; regulation of cell cycle. Gene Ontology annotation, cellular component: cytoplasm; nucleus. Lineage: Eukaryota; Metazoa; Mollusca; Bivalvia; Venerida; Veneridae.